This is a messenger RNA of Callorhinchus milii (elephant shark), 3679 nucleotides long. It is a transcript of the gene tex10, whose product is annotated as testis expressed 10. Lineage: Eukaryota; Metazoa; Chordata; Chondrichthyes; Chimaeriformes; Callorhinchidae. Gene Ontology annotation, cellular component: MLL1 complex; nucleus. The transcript has 15 exons. The record is from RefSeq and is a predicted model, not a curated record. The coding region runs from base 227 to 3022 and encodes 931 amino acids.
GCCCCCCAUGAAGCGCGGUCUGGAUGCCCAUUCACUAUUUAUUGCAGUGCAUUAACUGACUGUCCCCUUUUUUCACCUCCACAAAUAACUACACUUUAAACCAGAAAGUAAAUCCUGUGAAAGCGCUUUGAGGAGUCUGGAGAACACUUAUAUAGCGAACUCCACGUGAGGCCGUGACUCUGAGCGCUUAAGCCACGGAGAGAGGGGCGGUGACUAGUAAGGCAAAAUGAGUAAGAAAAGAAAACGACAGGACGACUUUCAAAAGGUGAAGUUAAAAGUUGGUAAAAAGAAACCAAAAUCAGACAAUGCAACCAACACCAACUUUAAAACACAAGCUGUUCAUGUUCCGGAGCAACUCAAGACUGAUGCCUCUUUGCCAACGAAUAAUCGCAAACUCAAUGUUAAGGAUCUGCUGACACAGUUGCACCAUUAUAAUUCAGGGGUUAAACAGAGUGCACUGACUGGCCUGAAGGACCUCGUCUCCCAGCACCCAUCAGUAAUUACCUCUCAUCUCUCCAAUAUUCUCAGUGAUGUCUCAGCUGUGUUCACAGAUAAAGACCCCACUGUGAGGGCAGCAGCUGUCCGCCUUUUACACUUCCUUGCUCCCAGAAUUUCUGGUGAACAAAUGGCACCCUUUUAUCCCCUAGUUAGUGCACACCUUUCAAGUGCAAUGACUCACAUAGUGGAAGGCAUACAGGAGGAUGCAUUGAAGGUGCUGGACGUCCUGUUGGAACAUUACCCAGAGUUGCUCACUGAGAGUAGUAACGUGCUGCUGAAGAAUUUUGUGGAGCUCAUUUCACACCAGAAGUUUUCGAAAGAAAUGAAAGCUGGAGGGAAGACAUCGUCUUGGAUUCUGUCCAUUAAUCCAAAUCGCCAUAUCACCUCUCAGCAGUGGAGGCUUAACGUCCUGACCAGGUUGAAAAAGUUCCUGCAGACAGUGGUUGAGGGCUUAAGCCACUCGGUGGAGAAUGAAGCUAUUUUUGAGACGGAUGACAGAACUGGGUCUGAAUACAUGUCCACUUUAGAAGUGAAUUGGGAGCAGUAUAUAAAUGGACAACAGCAAAUACAGUUGUAUGAGCACUCUGGGUCCCAACCUUGCAUAGCAGCUCCAUUCAGGCUCAGAUCACUUCUAGGCAUUGGUGUUGGUACAGAAGAUGGUUUAUCCUCCAUAGAGAAUCUAAAGGCCUUCAUUAAGACGUUGGUCCCUCUACUUUUGGACUGUUGGGUGGAAGCUUCUCCUUCUCAGCUUGUUGCCCCCAUCCCUGGUAACCUGCUUGAGCCUGAAGCCAUGAUGCUCAUGAUGCAGGUUCUCAGUAUUAUCCAACUCUUGUGGAAGCUGAUGCACCAACAGGACGAGACUCAGAAAUUGGAGUCCUGGCUUCGAAAUCAGUAUCUCAAUGAUUUUAAAAAUCAUUUCAUUAGAAAUUUUCCAUACUCUGUAAUGGAGACUUUGAAACCAAAAAAGAAAGAUGGAACUAAAAAGGAAAAGCAAGGAGCAGCAGUUUUAAAUGGUGCAGAUCAUAUUCUUGCUUUGAACCUGGCUCUGUGUCAGGUUAUGGUGUUGCUCACCAAUACUUCGACGGUCCAUCUGGAUACCGAGUGGCUGGAACAAAUUAGAAAGUUUGUGACCGAAAGUUUAUCAGAUGGCAGGAAGCUGAGCUCUCAUCAGCUGAGUGGACUGUUAAUGGUCGUGUGGCGACUUGUCCUCAUACAGCGGAACAGAGGUGCCUCAGAGGAGCUGCUGAGAGCAGUUUAUACACAGUAUCAGCAACAAGGCCUCACACUCUCAGUUCGCACCCUUUUGCUCCAUUUCUUUAGUGGUCUUUAUCUGAGAGAGAAGUCUUCCAACCUGUUGAUUUCUAGAAGCAAGUUGCUGACUCGUUGGCUAGCAGGGUUGCCAUUACAGCUUGCUCAACUUGGUUCGAGAAACCCCCUUCUGUCAGCACAGCUUAUUAAUGUAAUACAUGCUGCAGCUGCUCGUGCAAACAAAGAGCUGCUUCAGAGUCUUCAAAGUAAUGUCUACAGAUUGUAUGAUCCACAAGAUGGCACUCUGGUUCUUCUUCCAUCUGACAUGCAACAUUGCUUGGUGCAGCUGGUGUACUUUCUACCCUGUAUUUCACCAGAAUUAUUGUCCUGUUUAAGUCGGUGCUGCACCAUGGGAAGGCUGUCCUCCAAACUAGCCACAUGUCUUAUCCGGAUAUUACACACAAGGUCGUCUUUCGGUGGAUGGACGACUUCACUUCAAGACAGUGUUGUGAAGGAUGUGGAUUACUUCAGCUUUCUGUUUUCUACACUUACUGGAUUCUCAGGAGACGAGUUGGCCUGGCUCCAAAACAGCAACAGUAAUCCUCAUGUAAGACAGACCCAGUUUUCACCCGUCCGCCUUUAUGUGACUGACCUGGACCAGUUUGUACAUCACUGGACUUUGACUGAGGUUGUGUGCCAUUGCCUGUCAUCUAUACCUUCCCGAAUCCAGUGCUGUGACAUCUUGCAAAGUGCCAUCUGCAAACAUCUGGUGGGUGUGAAUCUCUUGCCAGACAGCACGGCAGGAUCUGUCCUGACAGCUGUUAGCCAGCUCAUAGAUCCAGCCUUUAUUCCCAAUGAGUGUCUGUUGAAGUUUCUCGCCAGUUGUUGCUACAGCCUCCUUUACUUCAUACUAACCUUGGAGAAGAACAGCAGAGGGAACACACAAAAGUGGGAUUUGCUGUGGUCCUCGUGCCUCACAGCACUGAUCCACAUCCCCCGUCUACUGCGCCUGAUGCUGCAGGGUGUGAAGGUGAACGGCAGCAGCCAGGAGGAGCUCCCUGUCAUCGCACAGGUCCUUCGUCUUCUGCUCAAGCAGGCACAGCUCAGGCAGCACAUGGUGGCAAACGCUGCACUGUUACAACAGGUCAUACAGGAUAUCACGAACUGUAAAACGGGAGAUGGUCAAGAACAGUGGCUGACAGAACUUCAUUACUGGUUCAGUAUCUCCAUAACAGCACGGCCUAGGGGAACCACCAGUUUGCCAGUGACUUAUUAAAAUUUGCUGAAUCCACAAAACAGACACUCACUUGUAAAUCCUUGUAGUGGAACACAUUUGAGUCAUUGGACCACUGCUCAAGCAAUGCUGAAGAUAAUUCAAGCCGUAAUUUGUGAAUAAGAAUAAAAACAUGUUGUGCUGGACCAUUUUCUCCUUGCCUUUCCAAAUAAAGUGGAACCCACACAUUUGUUAUGUGAAGAGUACACUUAAAAUGUAAGCAUAUCAAAUGCAAGGAUUAUUAUGAUACUCAUUACUUUGACAUGUAAGGGAGUAUUGAACUGGGACAAAUGCACUCCUGUUGAAGUUUGCAUGGGGAGUACCCUCGCUGUUUCCACAAAGAUUGUGGAAGUGUGAAAAUAUUUUAUUGAUUAACAUGCAAAAACCUCUUACAUUCUACAAAGAUCAAUGUUUUAUUUGUUUAAAAAUGUGCCAUUAGUGCUUUUGCUUCUCCUUGGAUUGACUCUGAACAUUGUAAAUACAAUGACAUUCAGAUUAGAAGAAUACCUUGGCAUUUUUCUAAGCAUGCACUGCAAAUCUCCACAGAAUAUUCUACUGUGAACAUGAUUGUAUACGUUCAACUCACACCUGUUUCUUUACAAGAUAUGUUGGGUUUUGUUUGAUCAUUUAUUUUAUUACCAAAUAAAUCCCAGAAAAAUA